CUGUCUUCCAAUAUUUUUAUCAUUACGUUUCCCUCAAAUAUCACCCCAAAACCUCGAUUUUUUGUUUUAAAAUUUAAUUUCCAAUUAAAUUGAAUUCGGAACGCGCAAUUUCUUGCCCUAAUUGUCUCAUGUGGUUGCGAAAAUGAACGAUUAUAAUCAUCACGUGGAUUCAUUCGACGAGAAUUGCUGGUCUGACUUAAUUGAUUACAGCGGCCUCUUAGACGAGGCCGUCCCGCCUGCCGAUAUUUGUUGGAACCCUCAGCCCACCACGCAAAAUGGUGAUGUGGCAAUUGAUGCCUCACUCGGUGGAACUUCAUCUCAAGCAAGAGAAUGUGUAGAAGAACGAGAAUGUCGGAGAAAGAGGGGACGCAGUGAUGAAUGUGGUGGAACAGGAAGUAAAGCAUGUCGAGAGAGGAUGAGGAGAGAAAAACUGAAUGACAGGUUCUCAGAAUUGUCUACUAUUUUGGAACCUGGAAGACCUAUGAAAACUGACAAAUUAGCCAUACUUGGUGACGCCAUCAGAAUUCUCAACCAGCUGAAAACUGAAUCGCAGGAGUACAAAGAGAUGAACGAAAAGCUUUUGGAAGAGAUCAAAACUUUGAAGGCAGAGAAGAAUGAACUUCGUGAAGAGAAACUGGUGCUAAAGGCAGAUAAAGAAAGGAUAGAGCAACAGUUGAAAACGAUGGCUAUUCCUCCUAGCGGCUUCAUGCCAGCACAUCCAUCCAUAUAUCAGACUGGGGCGAACAAGAUGGCUAUGUUCCCUGGCUACGGUCUUGUCCCAAUGUGGCAGUACUUACCACCAUCCGCCCGCGAUACUUCUCAAGAUCACGAGCUUAGGCCACCGGCUGCGUGAUAUUUGCACGUGUUGGUGCCCUUGUGCGGUAAAGUAUUACUGUUGACGAUGUGCUUGUAAAAUGAAUUACCCGCCAAUUCAUUUUACCAUGAAUUCAACUUUUUCCUUUUUUCUGCGAUUUUGCAGAUAUUCUGAGUGUUGAAUAAGCGGAAAGAUUACAAAUUUGAGGGAAUGGAUA
This is a messenger RNA of Sesamum indicum (sesame), 1031 nucleotides long. RefSeq names its product transcription factor bHLH104. The record is from RefSeq and is a predicted model, not a curated record. Gene Ontology annotation, molecular function: protein dimerization activity; DNA-binding transcription factor activity. Gene Ontology annotation, biological process: intracellular iron ion homeostasis; regulation of DNA-templated transcription. NCBI's taxonomy places the organism in Eukaryota, Viridiplantae, Streptophyta, Magnoliopsida, Lamiales, Pedaliaceae.